Messenger RNA from Pungitius pungitius (ninespine stickleback), 4192 nucleotides. Its product is annotated as choline O-acetyltransferase-like. Gene Ontology annotation, biological process: neuromuscular synaptic transmission; acetylcholine biosynthetic process. Gene Ontology annotation, cellular component: cytoplasm; neuron projection. Lineage: Eukaryota; Metazoa; Chordata; Actinopteri; Perciformes; Gasterosteidae. Bases 260 to 2161 code for a protein of 633 amino acids. Gene Ontology annotation, molecular function: choline O-acetyltransferase activity. The transcript has 15 exons. The record is from RefSeq and is a predicted model, not a curated record.
ACCUUCAGCAUCUUUUCCAAGGCGCACUUUAAUGUGGAGUCACAGCCUUUUGGCGAGGCGAGGGAGUGAAGUCCAGCGUCUCAAUGGAGCCUCAUACUAAAAUGGGAUUUCACAGCGUGGUUUAAAUGUAAACUUCGAAAUGUGAACUUCCGCUCACUCAGCUGACCUCUUGAGUGGUGCACCGGUGGGGAAGACUGACUCCGAAUCGUCUCCAAAGGUGUUCAACACUAAUUCCCUCUAACUGGACUGGAAUGCAAAGAUGCCAAUCAUGGAGAAACAGACGGCCAGAGAGAAAAAAUGCCAAAUGUUGCCGAAGGUCCCUGUGCCCCCACUCAAACAGACCCUCGACACCUACUUAAAGUGUGUCCAACACCUGGUGAAGGAGGAGCAGUUUAAGAAAACAAAAGUCAUUGUGGAGAAGUUCGGGGCUCCUGCAGGUGUUGGCGAGGUUCUCCAGAAGAAGCUUUUAGAGAGAAGGGACAAGACUACUAACUGGGUGUACGACUACUGGCUCGAAGACAUGUACUUGAACAACAGGUUGGCCCUACCUGUCAACUCCAGUCCUGUCAUGGUGUUUCCCACGGAGACGUUUAGAGGCCACAAGGAUGCCCUUAGAUUUGCUGCUGGUCUCAUCAGAGGAGUGUUGGAGUAUGCUGCUCUCAUUGAUGCGCGAGCGCUGCCAGUGGAUUUUGCUCGAGGCCAGCAAGCUGGGAUGCCCCUGUGCAUGGAGCAGUACUACCGCCUGUUCAAGUCCUAUCGCUACCCGGGGUUAAAGACGGACACGCUGGAGGUCCAGAUAAACGAGGCGUCCUCAGCGUCGCAGCACAUCAUUGUGGCGUGCAAGAACCAGUUUUUCGUGUUGGAUGUAGUCGCAAACGGCAAGCAGCUCAUGGAGACUGAGAUCUUAUCCCAACUGGAGAAAAUCAUGACAAUGGCAGAACGAGAAGAUGAGAAGCUCCCUCCUUUUGGCAUCCUGACAUCUGAUGGAAGAACAGAAUGGGCACAAGCCAGAGAUGUACUCACAAAAGAUCCGACCAACAGGGACACUCUGGCCCUGAUCGAGAGCUGUCUGUGUGUGGUGUGUCUGGAUGAGCCCAGUGGGCUGGAGCCUAGGGAUACCAACAGGGCCCUGCUGAUGCUGCACGGUGGCGGCCGCGAGAAGAACGGGGCGAACCGCUGGUAUGACAAGUCAAUGCAGUUUGUUGUAGGAUUGGACGGGAUAUGCGGGGUUGUGUGCGAGCAUUCGGCAUUUGAGGGGAUAGUUAUGGUGCAAUGCUCUGAAUACCUGAUGAAAUACAUAGCAGGGAGUGCCUCCAAGAUGGCGAGAUCAUCCAGCAUCAGAAAGCUCCCCGCUCCAAGAAGGCUGCCCUGGAAAAGCAACGCGCACAUCCAACGACUCUUAACAGCUUCUGGAGACAGACUCCAGAGGGUGGUGGAUAAUCUUGACAUGGAUGUUUUCAAGUUCAAAGCUUAUGGGAAAGAAUUCAUUAAAAAACAGAAGAUGAGUCCAGAUGCAUUCAUACAACUUGCCUUACAACUUGCCUUUUACAAAUGCAACAGAAGGCUCGUUACGACUUAUGAGAGUGCGUCCAUUCGGGGCUUCCAACAGGGUCGGGUUGACAACAUUCGCUCCGCCACCCCCGAGGCCCUGGCCUUUGUGAUGUCCAUGACAGACGAGAGGGCCAAUGUCUCCGAUUCAGAAAAAAUCAGACGUUUGAUAGAUGCAAUUAAUGCCCAGACAAAUUAUACAAUCGCAGCCAUUACAGGAAUGGCAAUAGACAAUCAUCUCCUCGGGCUUCUGAGGAUUGCAGAGGAGCUCAACAUGGAGAAGCCAGAGAUCUUCUGCGAUGAGACAUAUUUGGCCAGUAACAAGUUUGUCCUUUCAACCAGUCAGGUCGCAACCACGAUGGAAAUGUUCUGCUGCUACGGCCCCGUGGUGCCCAACGGCUACGGCGCUUGUUACAACCCGCAGUCGGACCACAUCGUCUUCUGCGUGUCGAGUUUCUGGGAGUACACGCAGACGAGCUCGGCCGUUUUCGUCAAAGCCCUGAACGAGAGCCUGGAGGAAAUCAGGGACGUGUGCAAUAGAAGCGGCGCCGCGGCCACCAAGCAGGCCGAUAUCGGCCAGGAGGCUGGCCAGCGUCAUAAAUCAGGGAAGUAAUAGUGGGAGCAGAGGCCCACUCAGGCUGCUCCACUCAACUCCAUUCAACAGUCCUCUCUCGGUAGUUCAGAUGCUUUUCUAUGUCUUCGUUGUCCACGCAAUCCGUGUUGUUAACAAACAAAACAAAGCCUUAAAGUUCAGACAUACUUUGUAAAUGUUAAUGUGAUGUGAAUGAGAAGUGGAUAUGAAUAGACGCCAUUGUAAUGACCCCCGUUUGAAUUGGCAGACUGAGAUAAUCUGGUCUGCUGCUUUUAGGAAACUAAAGCCAUGCCCGCUUUGAAGCACUGACGAGGGGGGGCAACUCCCUCACCAGAAGCAAUAAGCUGGGCCGAUCCCAAAGUAUAUCUUACACACAUAGAGUAGUAAUGUAUUUGAGAAUAUUCUGUAUAGUGGUUAAGUAUACAAAAAAUAUAUAUAUUUAAGAUUCAGGACAUCCUGUAAAUGUGAUCCUGUUUCAGUUUGUGUUCCAUCAGGUAAAAACAAACUGGGUCGGUUACGUUAUAUACUCUGCUAGAUCCAUUUUAUUGUGCUAUUUAUUCCAUGUUUUUAGUCUGUUGAGACCACAAGGUUUCCAAAGAGGCUGUGUACAUGUGAAGUCUGAAGAGGCACUUUAAGAUAUAUAUAUAUAAAAAGUUGAUUUGAAUCAUUUGACCUAGUUGUAGAAUUAAUGUGUGUACAGGUGAAAACUGGUGGUUUUAGAGGCACAUUUAAGGUGAGCUAGAAGUACUGUAUGUUUGUAUGUGUGUGUCUCAUGUUAUGGCACUAGUUAAUAAGUGUGAAGUGCAAUACUGUGCUACUUUAUAAUUAAAAUACAAUCCAGUGGAGAAUGAGGCAAACAUGUGUUCACGUGUAUUAAAGCACUUUGUAAUGCACUCAGAGGUAGAAUGAGGGAUUCAUUGUAAUACUGUAGUGCAAUAAAACAAAAGCAAGUGCAGUGAAGGUAAGCGUGCAAUUUACCAAAACAACUCUAUAGAUGCAUGGAGCUUUUGUAAUGUAGUAGAUGAGCUAUAUUUGAUAAUCAGAAAUAUCCGUUAUUUAUUUUUUAACAUUCAAAUUAAUUGACAGCAAUCUUCAUCGUGGACGCUGUUCGGUUAAACAAAUAUACAUCAAUUCAAAAUGUACUUGUUACCAGGAUUCUUCUACAAAGGUUUAUUGUAUUGCAACCUUUGAUGCUUCAUGAAAACAAAAAAUGGAACCAGUGAGCUGUAGUGUUGAAAAUGUUUGCUGUCCUGAAUCAAGAUGAACUUUUUCUCUACCAAUCAUCAGCCAAAGUGAAUGUGAACCAUGCAGAUGAUUUCAAAAUCAAUGUAUAAAAAAAAGACUAUAAGCAAAACAUGUUGCAUGUUUAUUCUUCUAUACUAUCUGUAUUUCUUCAUGUAGAAAUGAAAAGCUUAUAUAAUGAUGAAUAGAACUACUAGUAGGGUACAAAUAAGUAACAAAAAUGCCUUAAAAUAAAUUGAUGUUAAUGUCUUUCUGCCAGAUGUAAUAUUAUCUAAAUAUUGAAUGUUUUACCUCUAAAGUAAAGUGGAUUUGUUUGUGAUCUAAUCCGUGUUACAUCUAACUGAUGUAAUAUUUGUCAUGUGUUGUUCAUUGGGUUGUCCGAUAGUAUAAAUGUUGCAUACUAUGAUAGUAUUUUUAAAUCAGAAUCAAUGUGUGACACAUCCUGGACACGGUGCUUUAUGAAGUAUUUUAACAUUCAAUGAAUGCUUAGUGAAAACUUAUAUUUAUCAAAGACAAACCAGAAAAAAAGGUUGAUUUUCUUUUUUUUUAAACUACAACCAUACAAUAUUGAUUGAAGACAUCGCUAAUAUAAACUGUAUUAAACUGUUAUGUAGCAAAAAGUGUUCCAGAAAUAAAACAACAACUAUCUAAUUGUAUGUGUUUUAUGUUAAAACUCAUGGCACACAGUUAACGUUCUGGAUUCUACAUUAUUUAGUUCUGUCACAAUUAAUACAAUAAGGUUGUAGUCUUAAUUCCGAUAUCACACACAUAUGAGCGAAUUUACUUACUUUAAUUAUUGUGUUCCAACAU